Messenger RNA from Solanum lycopersicum (tomato), 536 nucleotides. Its product is annotated as histone H4. The record is from RefSeq and is a predicted model, not a curated record. NCBI's taxonomy places the organism in Eukaryota, Viridiplantae, Streptophyta, Magnoliopsida, Solanales, Solanaceae. Gene Ontology annotation, molecular function: DNA binding; structural constituent of chromatin; protein heterodimerization activity. Gene Ontology annotation, cellular component: nucleosome. Gene Ontology annotation, biological process: nucleosome assembly.
UAACCCCAACCCCAUGUAAUUUCAUCACAAAUCAAUUCAAUCUCUUCUCAGUUCAAUCUGACCACUGAAAAAUGUCUGGCCGUGGAAAGGGAGGCAAGGGUUUGGGAAAGGGCGGAGCAAAACGUCACCGGAAAGUUCUCCGUGAUAACAUUCAGGGAAUCACUAAGCCGGCGAUAAGGAGGUUGGCGAGAAGAGGUGGAGUGAAGAGAAUCAGUGGAUUAAUCUAUGAAGAAACGAGAGGUGUUUUGAAGAUCUUUUUGGAGAAUGUGAUUCGUGAUUCUGUGACUUAUACUGAACAUGCUAGGAGAAAGACUGUUACUGCUAUGGAUGUUGUUUAUGCUUUGAAGAGACAAGGAAGGACUCUUUAUGGGUUUGGUGGUUGAUUUCAUAUGUUUUCACCUUUUUUUUCAUUGUUGUUGAUGGAAAAUGGAAUCUAGCUGUUGUUUUUGGUUAUAGUUUUAUUUAGAGAAGAUUGUGAGAUCAUUGUAAUUGAUGAUUUGUGUUAGAUGAAAUGGAUCUCAUUACUUUUUCAGUUA